AUGUCGUUUGAAUACGUAAACAUUUCGGAGCCCACGUGGCUUGCGAUCCGCUUCAAAUCGGGUCAAGAUGAUUAUAUUUUGGUAAAACCCAAAGAUUUUUCCAAAGUUCCUGUGAAUAUUCCUAACUGGGUGCCAAGUGCUUGCUGUACGACAUCUUUAUUCCGGCGACAUGAAAACGAAUUGCUGAACUUUGAAGUGAAAACUGAUGACAUAUGGAUCGCCUCAUAUCCGAAGAGUGGAACGACCUGGGUACAGGAAAUGGUUUGGUUAAUUUGCAACGAUUUGGACUUCGAUAAAGCUCGUGCAACAGUUAUCCGCGAUCGAUCACCUUUCCUAGAAGUUAGCACAAUCUUUGACAUUGGAGAGGAUAUGAGCUCUUUUUCUUAUACUAGCGAAACUCCCAGUCCCAGAUUCAUCAAAACUCACCUUCCGGUUUCUCUGCUUCCACCGAAGAUUUGGACCGUGAAGCCAAAAAUUGUUUACAUUCGACGAAAUCCAAAAUCGGUAGCAGUAUCUUACUAUCAUCACUCCAAAACAAACGACUUCAAAGGCACCUUGGAAUCGUUUAUACAAUUAUUUAUGAAAGACCUACAGCUCUAUUCACCCUACCAUCAGCACGUGAUCGAAUAUCACCACUUAGAGGAUUACGAUAACAUUUUAUAUCUGAGUUUUGAGGAAAUGAAGCGAAACCUGAGAGAAUCGGUGCUGCAGACAUGCAAAUUUUUUGGACGAACAUAUUCGGCAAGUAAAAUUGACGACUUAUGCCGGCAUUUAUCGUUCGAGUCUAUGACUGCCAAUCUGGCGGUGAACUACGAGGACGCUUUUCCGGGUGAAAAGUUUAUACGAGAAGGCGCCAUCGACGGUUGGAAAAAGGAACUGAGCCCAGAACUGAUCGCCGAGAUGGACCACUGGACUGAGAGGACGGUUGACCGAAAAUAUCAAUAUUUGUUCAAAAUCUAG
Molecule: messenger RNA, 960 nt
Organism: Sabethes cyaneus
Lineage: Eukaryota; Metazoa; Arthropoda; Insecta; Diptera; Culicidae
Product: luciferin sulfotransferase-like
Exons: 2
Coding region: 1-960 (319 amino acids)
Biological process (GO): sulfation
Cellular component (GO): cytoplasm
Molecular function (GO): sulfotransferase activity
Source: RefSeq, a predicted model, not a curated record